AAAAGGAUUCACUUCUGCCUCUACUCUGAUAAGAAAAGAAAUACUUAUAUCAGAUCAACACAUCAUACAGAAAGCUCCGUACAACGUCGUUUUGGAAUCUCCGUCAACUCACGGCCGUUAAAUGUCGUCGUCGGCGUCGAUGUUAAACAACAACAGCGUCGCAAUUAACGUCUCCGACGACGAACCCGACGAAUUCGCCAAUAAACUUAGGGCACGUGCUCGAAGAAAGAGAAAGAAACUUAGCCACCGUAACAAACCCGGGUUUUCUCACAUUGUCCUGAAAAAACUCCUUAAGUGGUGGCCUGUUUUGCUCUUCUUACUUGCCGCAAGUCUUCUUGUAUUUGAGGCAUCUCGAAUUGGAGGAAAACCUAGUCAGAAAUCGAAUCAGGUGAAAGGAAAUAAAGUUGAUAAGGUUGUUGAGAAGAAAGUGCCUGCGAAUUUGAAUCGUGUUGAUCCGGUUACUCAUGUUGUUCAUGGAGUUAGAGAACCUUGCUUGAAGCUACUAGCGGCAGAAGAACUUGAGCAUCUGGAUUUCCCCGUGGAUAAAGCACCUGCCGAUCCUAUUAAACGGGUGGUAUACAUCACAGAGGACAGUCCUGCUUCUGUAGAUGAGGGUAGGCCAUUUGAGCAACACUUGGAGGCCUCAAGAUUUAAUCUAUUCACAGGAAACCAAACUCUGAAGCAAAGGGAUGAAAGUUUUAAGGUGAAAGAAGCGGCGUCCAUUCACUGUGGUUUUUACAGUGAUAAAGGAGGCUUUAGGAUUUCCAUUGAAGAUAGAAGUUAUAUGGAAUCUUGUAAAGCAGUGGUGUCGACUUGUGCUUUUGGUGGUGGAGAUGACCUCUAUCAACCCAUAGGAAUGUCAGAGUCAUCUCUCAAGAAGGUUUGCUUUGUGGCUUUUUGGGAUGAAAUUACACUUGCAUCACAAGAGGCAGAUGGCCAUAAAGUUGGUAAUGACCGUUAUAUUGGAAAAUGGCGCAUCAUCCUUGUUAAGAAUCUACCAUUCACAGACCAAAGGUUGAAUGGUAAAAUCCCAAAGAUGCUGGCCCAUCGUCUCUUUCCGAAUUCUAGAUAUUCCAUUUGGGUAGACUCAAAAUCCCAACUUAGGAGGGAUCCGUUGGGUGUGUUGGAAGCUCUGCUCUGGCAUUCAAGCUCUGUACUAGCAAUUUCAGAACAUGGGGCUCGGAGUAGCGUGUAUGAUGAGGCAAAGGCUGUUGUCAAGAAAAACAAAGCCACCCCGGAGGAAGUGGCGGUGCAAUUAGCUCAGUACCGUCAAGAUGGCCUCCCUGAGGAUAAGCGAUUCAAUGGGAAGAAAGCUCUAGCUGAGGCUUCAAUCAUUGUGAGAGAGCACACUCCAUCGACUAAUAUGUUCAUGUGCCUGUGGUUCAAUGAGGUGGUUCGCUUUACAUCUCGUGAUCAACUGAGUUUUCCGUAUGUCCUUUGGCGGUUCAAAGACUUUAGGAACAUUAAUAUGUUUCCUGUUUGUACACGCAAGGAUCUUGUCAAUAGCAUGGGUCACAUAAGAAAAGCGAAGCCUCUAACAAGUUGAUGUAUUAUUCGUUGUUUGCACAAGAAAGAUGAAACAAGAAUGCGAGGUCUUUUCUCCAAGUUUCGGGCAUAUUUGCUUCCUCUAUUAUGUGUGCUGAUGACGUUGAAGAGAGAGAUAGGAUUAGUAGUCCUAUUUAUUCUUCAGAAUCCAAAGGGCACUGUUUUUUGCAGCCCUGGUGGGAUAGGAAGAGGCCGAGAGGGUAUCAUCAACAGGAAGAAGAAAGAAGCAGUGAUGCAUGUUGUGUAUUUGAACAAACUGGCCUACUUUUGGAAGGUCUUUUUUUUUCAAAAUCUAUUUUUAAUUCUUUGGUCAUCCCUUCUUUGCUGAAAAUGCUAAAUUUGUUGGGUAUCCGGCCAGAGUUCGCGUUCUACCGUGUUAAUAUUGUGGCGGAUUUAUCAAAUUUGAAGCACCAACUUUAGCUCUCUUGAAUUCCUGCAGGAUUUGCUGUAAAAUAUAUCAUUGGAUAUUCGGUUACUUAAUUGUAGGUGAAAAAUUGCUUAAUUCUGUUUGGAUUAGCUGAUUGUAAAUAGCUGAUAAGUUUUUAGUGUUGAAAUUGAUUUUAUAUUUAAGCA
This is a messenger RNA of Lycium ferocissimum, 2118 nucleotides long. Its product is annotated as probable hexosyltransferase MUCI70. Lineage: Eukaryota; Viridiplantae; Streptophyta; Magnoliopsida; Solanales; Solanaceae. The coding region runs from base 122 to 1546 and encodes 474 amino acids. The transcript is spliced from 6 exons. The record is from RefSeq and is a predicted model, not a curated record.